Molecule: messenger RNA, 975 nt
Organism: Blumeria graminis f. sp. triticale
Lineage: Eukaryota; Fungi; Ascomycota; Leotiomycetes; Helotiales; Erysiphaceae
Source: the annotation of a GenBank genome assembly
AUGGUCAGCUUUUCGCCCAUUUGGUCCAUAGCAUUUGGACUGGUUUUACUCUCUACAGUAAAUGCUAGAGCCGAAGCGUCGCCUCAAGUUUCGCCCGCCCUGCAGAAAAUUCUAGACCAGGCAUAUGAGGGGCCACUCUACACCUAUCCUACUAGUCUAACCCAGGGAAUCUUACCCGUAGGCAUCUUUAAAGCUAUACAUUCUCACAACGAUUAUUGGCGACCGCUUCCUUUCUAUACAGCUCUCAGUGUCGGCGCGGUCUCAGUGGAAGCCGACGUGUGGCUUUUCAACGAUACACUUUAUGUCGGUCAUGAACCGCUCGCUCUAACGAGCGCCCGCACUUUUGAGAGUCUAUAUAUCAAGCCUAUCUUGGAUACCCUUAACCGACAGAACCCGGAUGCUUCACCAUUCGUUCCGCUCGAAACCUAUAACGGCGUGUUUGACAUGGACGGCGGGCAGACCCUUUAUCUCUGGGUCGAUGUGAAGACUGAUGGCGCAAAAACCUGGCCAGCUGUUGUGAAGGCACUAGAACCACUACGCUCGCGUGGCUAUCUAGCAUCCUCAGAUGACAAGACCUUCAGAUAUGGUCCUGUAACUGUCAUUGGAACCGGCAACACGCCGCUAGACUUGGUAAAAUCGGCCAACCCGCGUAAUUACUUUUUCGAUGCACCCAUCUCGGCUUUGGACAACAGCCUUUCAGACCUUACCUACCACGUCUCGCCUGUCGCUUCGGCGGCCUUUUCGACCACCUUUGGUGGCGUAUCGGGCUCCGGACUCAACGAAGGACAGCUUGCCUUGCUCCGCAAGCAUAUCAGUGUGGCCCAUCCUCGAGGGAUACGGCUUCGCUAUUGGGAUCAGCCCGGAUGGCCUUAUAGCACACGAAAUCAGAUUUGGCGGCAAUUGAAGGGGGAGGGCGUAGACUUUAUCAACGCAGAUGAUGUUGAGGCCGCUGCUGGUCUAGGAAACAUGUGGUGA